GUGACGGGUCUAAAGUCUCAUGGAGCAAGAAAUCUGUUUCUCUUUGCUUUGUAAGCUCCAACACAGACGACAUUAAGAUUUUUCAAAUAGUUAAAUAAUUUAGCUUAUUGCAUUUGAUAUUUUUUUCAACUGCUUUUUUUCCUUAAAUCGUGGAUACCACUACAAACAUUCAUAUCGGACUAUUUUUGCAGUCUGCUAUCGUCCAGUAGCAGACAAGAAAGAUCCAAAAUGGCUUGUGUUUUAUUAACGUGUUUUUUAAUUUUGAUAUCAGCGUACCAGGCUGAAUCAACCGGUGUGUUUGAGUUGAAAGUGCACUCUUUCACAAGUACAAGCAGUGUGUGUAAACAGUCCAGCGACUGCCAGAUCUUUUUCCGCGUUUGCCUGAAGCAUUCACAAGAUAUCAUACUACCUGAGCCGCCGUGCACUUACGGCAGUGGAAUGACAGACAUAUUCAGCGCGGACUCCAUCUCCAGCAGUGCACAUAUUCGCGUGCCUUUUAAUUUCAAGUGGCCGGGGAUUGUCUCGCUGAUAAUCGAAGCCUGGAACGCAGAGUCCUCUGACCAGUCAACAGAGAAUAUCAACAACAUGAUCAGCCGUUUGGCCACCAAACGGCGACUCGCUAUCGGUGAGGACUGGUCCCAGGACGUGCAUCGCGGAGAGCAAAGCCAACUGAACUUUUCUUAUCGCGUCGUGUGCGACGAGUUCUACUACGGCGAGGAAUGCUCGGAUUUAUGCCGCCCACGGAAUGAUGCGUUCGGCCACUUCAACUGUGACGCCGCUGGAAACAAAAUGUGCUUGCCAGGAUGGAAAGGCGAUUAUUGCGCAGAACCCAUCUGCUCGUCUGGCUGUAGCGAGGCCCACGGUGAUUGUGUGGCCCCGGGUGAGUGCACAUGCCGCAUCGGGUGGGACGGCCCCCUCUGCGACCAGUGCCAGCGAUACCCGGGGUGCCUGCAUGGCACCUGCAACCAGCCAUUUGAGUGCACUUGCAAAGAAGGCUGGGGCGGCCUCUUCUGCAACGAGGACCUGAACUUCUGCACUAAUCACAAGCCCUGCAUGAACGAUGCCACCUGUACCAACACCGGCCAGGGCAGCUACACCUGCAUCUGCAAGCCUGGCUUCAGUGGCAAAAACUGCGAGAUCGAGACCAACGAGUGCGACAGCAAUCCGUGCAAGAACGGAGGCAGUUGCAACGACCUGGUGAAUGAUUACACCUGCACAUGCCCUCAAGGCUUCUAUGGGAAGAACUGCGAGGUAAGCGCUAUGACCUGUGCCGAUGGACCCUGCUUCAACGGAGGAACCUGUACAGAAAAGGGGACCGGUGGCUACUCCUGCCGCUGUCUCACCGGUUACAUGGGCUCUAACUGUGAGAAGAAAAUCGACCGGUGCAGCAGUGACCCCUGUGCCAAUGGUGGCCAAUGUCUCGAUUUGGGUAGCAGACUGACAUGCAAAUGCCGCCCCGGCUUCACAGGCUCACGUUGCGAAACAAACAUAGACGACUGCGCAAGUAACCCCUGCCAAAACGCAGGCACCUGCGUGGACGGCAUCAACGGCUACACCUGCUCGUGCACGCUUGGCUUCUCAGGCAAAUACUGCGGCAUCCGCUCUGAUGCCUGCAGCCGCAUGCCCUGUGAGAACGGAGGGACCUGCUACACCCACUUCUCCGGGCCCGUCUGCGAGUGCCCACCAGGUUUCAUGGGAACACGAUGCGAGUAUAACGAGAAGCCCCCUGUGACCAGCCCUUCUCUUCCAGCGGCCAUGGUGGUCUCAUUUACUCUGGGCCUCGUCACUCUCUCUCUUGUGAUCUGCGCCGCCAUCGUGGUGCUGAGACAGAUGCGACAAGACUGCAAAGUCACCUCGACCACCGUGCGCAACGACCUGGAGUCCAUCAAUAACCGCAUCUCCUUGAACCCGUCCUCGACAUUAGGUAGAGAGAAGGAGGCCUUCCUCAUUCCUGGUGGUCCUUUUAAGGUGUCCAAUAAGGAUGUGGCGUUCAGAUCUACCACCAUGGACAAUCAAUCAAAUUACAAGCAGAAGAUGGUGGACUACAAUCUGAGCAUUGACGAAAAACCUACAAACAACAAGCUAGACAAGAAAAACUCUGAAUCUACAUUGUUAGUUCCACCUUUGAACUAUCCAAAAGAGGGAGUGUAUCACCCUGUGUACAUCAUCCCCGAACACAUAGAACAAUGUGUAUUUGCUACUGAGGUUUGACAACAUUUUUUUUUUUUUAUCCGGAGUCCCUUAAUCACCAGAGGGCCCGACCAACAAAAUGUUUACAGUCUUAAAGGACAAAAAGGAAGACGUGAAGAGAGUAUAUAUUAUAUCUGCAUUAUAUUAUUUAUUUAUUCAUGCUGCUCAGUAAAAGGACUACUUUUUGAUAUGGACAUUUUGCGAAGACAAAGCAAGAGACUUGAAGACUUGCAUUAUUUGCACUACUUUCUUUUCCUCUUUUUUUUUUUUUUUUUAAAAUGACCCAAAUAGAAUUUAUAUAUUUCAUCAUAUUACACAAAAAAACACGAACUCUUUGGAAGAGCUGAGAAAAAAAAAACAAGGAUUCAUUAAUCACAGAAGCCUUGAAAAGGAAGAAAGCAGACACCCUGAAGUUCAUCUCACUCUCUAAAUCACAUGAAGCCCAGUCAAUCAGCCUUAUGGGCGAAGGAGGUGCAACUGAAGGAUCUGGAACUGUGACCAUGGAGUAUUUUAUAAUUUAUAUUUUUUCGGAUAUGGUUCGAAAUGCUAUUUAUAAAUGGAUCUGUGAUGAUAAGCAAUCAAAGUUUUCGCCUGUGAACAAAUGUCUUGGGAAUCUACAGUUUAUAAUGGCUGUGAUUUUACUUAGUGCCUACAAUGGAUUUGACUAUCAGUGAUGUUCACUCAAACCAAACCUAAUCUUGAUUAAGUGCCUCGUCUUUUAAUGUGUUAUAGCUCAAUGAAGACGGUACUCCUUAGAAACACUAAAAAACUAACUUUUUUGAAAUACAUGAGUAUGUUUUUCACCGAGAAAAUGACUUGGGUUCAAAUUGUUUAAACAGCAGUGCAUGAUGGAUGUUGUUGUGUACAGCUUUCAUCCUGUCAACGUUCACUGCUGCUAAGCUAUUUCCGACAUUCCCAGGGCUCGAAAGGACCAGCGGGUUCAAACUGAUAGCCUCAUCAUUGUCAAGAUUUCCUGGUUUUGUGAACCUCAGCAUUAGGGUCU
Molecule: messenger RNA, 3193 nt
Organism: Pimephales promelas (fathead minnow)
Lineage: Eukaryota; Metazoa; Chordata; Actinopteri; Cypriniformes; Leuciscidae
Gene: dlc
Product: deltaC
Biological process (GO): Notch signaling pathway; multicellular organism development; establishment or maintenance of epithelial cell apical/basal polarity
Cellular component (GO): protein-containing complex; plasma membrane
Molecular function (GO): calcium ion binding
Source: RefSeq, a predicted model, not a curated record